Molecule: messenger RNA, 789 nt
Organism: Colletotrichum acutatum
Lineage: Eukaryota; Fungi; Ascomycota; Sordariomycetes; Glomerellales; Glomerellaceae
Exons: 3
Coding region: 94-636 (180 amino acids)
Source: RefSeq, a predicted model, not a curated record
GCAUUGCUAAUUGACAGCAUUCUCCAUUCUACGCACUACACGACACGAGACCACCAACAACGAGAAUCCGCACACCCAACACCAAAGGUCGCCAUGGAGAGCCUCCAGCUGGCGCAGAUGCUUGCCGACCUAAGCAGCCUCAACGCAGCCGAACCCAACGCGGCAGCCGCUCUCGUCACCGCAAACAAGGCCAUCCAGACGGUCGAGAAGACCAGCGCCAACCCCGCCGCCCCCGGACUGCCCAGGCGGCCCACCGAUGAACUCCGCCGCGUUCACACGCACAGUUCCCAGACCUCACGGACAGGUACAGGCACCGCUUCGCCUGCCCGCGUCGACAAGUUUGGCCGUCGCAUCAUGAUGAGCCCGCCCGCCUUGUCGCGCUCCAACUCAGCGCAGGGCUCCAUCCCAGGCACGCCCAAGAGGGACUCUGAUGCCGAAGACGAUAUGGACCGCGCAUCGACCCUGAUGGCGCUGUACGAGAUCCGCGCGAAGCUCAAGCAGCAGGAUAACAGCAGCCUCAUGAAGGCCCGGGAGAAGAUCGCCGACCUUGCGGCGCGGCAGCAGCAGCAGACAACGGCGACGCCUGGCAAGAAGGAGCCCGAGAAGAUUACGUCCCGGUUCACGUUUCCGAAAUAAGCGAGGGUUUUCUUUUCAGGUACACGCAUACCUUUUUCAACAUAAGCGGCGGUACGGCGUUUGGGGAGUGUGGACUCGAUCUGGUUUCAUUUUCGACAAAGUCCGGCAUGGUGGGAUACUAAAAGUCACGACGAAUCGAUGUUUACGGGUCAC